Molecule: messenger RNA, 3175 nt
Organism: Condylura cristata (star-nosed mole)
Lineage: Eukaryota; Metazoa; Chordata; Mammalia; Eulipotyphla; Talpidae
Gene: HS1BP3
Product: HCLS1 binding protein 3
Exons: 9
Coding region: 1-1461 (486 amino acids)
Molecular function (GO): phosphatidylinositol binding
Source: RefSeq, a predicted model, not a curated record
AUGAGAGAGGGGCUGACAGGGCGGGAGCAGAACUGGAGGUGCCAGAGGCCUGUGCCCGGCAGCAGAGGCCUCCAGGACACGUGGCAGCCCAUGAAGCUGCCCUGCCGAGGGCCAGGGCCUGUGCUCCGGACACUCCUCAGGGCCGACACCUGCCGGGCUUGGCGCCUCCACCUGGGCCUAAGGGUCUUGGAGUCUAACUGGGAUGUAAGGGCAAAGCAGCGCCCUGGUGGCAAGGCUGGCACCUUGCUCACCGUCUACCUGUGUGGCUACCGCAAGCCUGCUGAUUCGACCCUGAGCCUCCUUUGCCUUCUUCCCUUCGGCAGGCGAGUUCAGAAUGCCCACACGGGCCUCGACCUGACCGUGCCUCAGCACCAGGAGGUGCGGGGCAAGAUGCUGUCAGGCCACGUGGAGUACCAGAUCCUGGUGGUCACCCGGCUGGCCGCGUUCAAGUCGGCCAAGCACAGGCCCGAGGAUGUCGUCCAGUUCUUGGUCUCCAAAAAGUACAGCGAGAUUGAGGACUUCUACCAGAAACUGACCAGUCGCUACCCGGGGGCCAGCCUGCCCCCGCUCCCCAGGAAGGUGCUGUUUGUCGGGGAGUCUGACAUCCAGGAGAGAAAGGCCGUGUUCAAUGAGAUCCUGCGCUGUGUGUCCCAGGACGCGGGGCUGGUGGGCAGCCGAGAGCUGCUAGAAUUCUUAGGCACCAGAUCCUCGGGGGCUGCAGAUCUCAUCAGCAGAGAUUUCUCUGUCCUGGAUGCAGACAGCCAGGCAGGGGACGAUGGGGAGGCUUUCAGCUUCUUCGAGCAGCAGGACCAACGGCCGGGUGAGGGCCCCCCCAUCCUGGGCCUGAAGAUGGAUGAGGCGGGGCAGUCGGCGGAGCAGGAGGAGGACGAGGAGGAAGCGCUGGACCCGCUGGGCAUCAUGCGCUCCAAGAAGCCCAAGAAACUCCCCGAAGCGGCCCCGAAGGCCAAGCCCUCACCCCGGCUCACCAUCUUUGAUGAAGAGGAGGACCCGGACGAGGCCCUGUUUGGCCCGAGCAGGAAGCUGGCCCCCCAGGGCCCUGCGGGGGACUCCCUGAAGUUGUUUGAUGAUCCUGACCUCGGUGGGGCCGUCCUCCUGGGUGACCCCCUGCUGCUGCCAGCGACCCCAGAGGGUGGACGGCCCUCCUCCCUCCUGGACCGCAGGGACACUGCCGGGGAGCUGCUCAGAGUUGAAGAGGACUUGGAGCAGAUUCUGAACCUGGGGUCUGAGUCCCAGCUCCGGCCCAAGCCCCAGCCCAGGUCCAAGCCGCCCGUGGCCGCUAAGCCAGCGCUUCCCAGCAAGCCCAUGCCCCCGCCCAGGGCGGCUCCCGCCAAAGCUGUGGCCAAGCAGCAGCAGCAGAUCCAAGCCAUGGACGAGGUGGACAUCUUGCAGUACAUCCGGGACCAUGACACGCCCGACCAGGCAGCCCCCAGCCUCUUCUGACCCCCACCUUCGCUCUGGGGGUGUGAGAGGGUGGAAGCCCCCAGAUCCUAGGACCCUGUACUGCCACGUUGCUUUUUCUCGUGGCCUGUGGGGUCAGGGGUCCCUGCAAGGUGCGGAGACCAAGGUCCCCAUCGGAAUUGGAGCCCAAAUUAUCUCAGCCACAUGGAUGCGGAGGGGAGUACUGAUGGGGAGGCGCAGCCAACCCGGAGCCAGCCCCGGGAUGGAGUUGGGGCCCACCCGUGCGCACGGCUCUGCCCGCCCCCCAACACAGGAAGGGAGUUAGCUGACCCUGGUGCAGGGACUCCCUUUGUCGAGCUUCUCGGGAGUCUCUGGCAGCAGAGCCCCUGGGGCCUGCAAGCUCCCGGACGGCCUGCAGAGCAGCGAUGCCUGGCUGGGGCGGGGUCCUUGAGCCACCGAUCGCUACCUGAGCAGGGUGCUUACCCAGCUCUCCCCUGGUGGGCACAGAGGGCUGGCAUGCCCAGGUCUGCCUCGCUGCUCCGGGAGGCCUGGUCGCCAUGUGCUUGGGGCUUCCGGUCUCAGGACCCACGGCCCCUGGCAGCUCCGCGCAGAGAGCGUCACGCGUCCAGCAGCUCUGCAGGCCAGGCCCCUCGGGUGAGGCCGUGUGCCCUCCAGUGCCACCUGUCCCGUGUGGGCACCCUCCCUGUCCUCCAGGGCUGCCGUGCUCGCGUCCCUUCCCCAGUGGGCACCUCAGGGAGGAGCCCUGUGCCUUAGCCACCCCGGGGUGGCCCGGGGAGCGGUGCUCAGGGUCGCUUCGGUGACGAUGUUAUUGGAGCAGAGACUGUCCGCUGUAUUCUGCACACUCAGAGCCAGUUUUUAAUGAAACACUAUUGUUUUUAACGACAUAUAACCACGUUGCCCCUUGACUCAUCCUCCUUGAUGGAGGCGUUGGAAGGGGGUUUGCUGGGGAAUAGGGCCCCAGACCCUCUCCUAAUUGUGGCCUGUUACAGCCGCCCCGAGGGAGCCCUCCUCAGCCAAGGGCUGCUUGCUGCUGGCGGGGGCCGUGAGCCCCUCUGCCUGCCCGUGCUGGGUGCUGUGGGACAGUCGCGUGAGCUGGUCUCCUCCGCCCAGGCCCUCACCAGCCCCUGGUCAGCUGUCCAGCCCUGGCAGGCCCCUCCUCUGUGCCAGAGUGAGAGGAGACAGGUGGUUCUUCUCUCUGCCUUACCCAGGGCCCCCUUGCCAGGGCUCUGAGCUGACUGCGCAGCCUCAGCCCAGCACCUGUGCCCACUUCUCUCCCACCCCCACCCCCAAUCCCUGUCCUGCAACUAGAAGCAGACUCCUGCCCAGUACAGCGCUGCACCCUGCGGGCUGCAGGAGGGCCUGGAAGGAGGCGCGAGGGCACCGGCCAGCUCCGGGCCCCUCCCUGUUCUCUCUGCCCCUGCCAGCUCCCCGCCCCCCCCCCCAGCAUGUGACACAGGAACCCGGGGCCCCUCCAGGCCACCUGGGAGCCCUCCGCUCCCUGCCGGUUCCUGCUCAGCAGCCCGGCCCUCCAGGCCCUCCUGAGGACCCGCGCUUCCAGUCGGGUGCUGGAGCCACACGUCUGUGCCCUGCUGGCCCAUCAGUGGUGCCCGUGUUCCAAUAAAGGUGGCCAGUGACCCAGCCCAGCCUUUGCUGGUGGCAUUCUUUUCGUGCCUGACAGGGCGCGGUGUGGUCGUCAACAGCGGUUUCCUCACGUGGAGCUGCCCUUGAAGCACCC